Messenger RNA from Saccharomyces cerevisiae S288C, 1302 nucleotides. It is a transcript of the gene POP2, whose product is annotated as CCR4-NOT core DEDD family RNase subunit POP2. Gene Ontology annotation, molecular function: nucleic acid binding; poly(A)-specific ribonuclease activity. The transcript has a single exon. Gene Ontology annotation, cellular component: nucleus; CCR4-NOT complex; cytoplasm. The record is from RefSeq and is marked reviewed. NCBI's taxonomy places the organism in Eukaryota, Fungi, Ascomycota, Saccharomycetes, Saccharomycetales, Saccharomycetaceae. The coding region runs from base 1 to 1302 and encodes 433 amino acids.
AUGCAAUCUAUGAAUGUACAACCGAGGGUAUUAGCUGUAGGAGGUGAGCAGUUUUUCUCUCAGAGGCAGGCUUCUGAACAACACCAGCAGCAAAACAUGGGACCUCAGGUGUAUUCGCCAAAGGUUAAUAGAGCAAGAAUGUUUCCUCAAGGGAUGCCUGUAAAUACAAUUAAUGGCUCUGUUAAUCAGGAGAUGAACAAUGCCUAUCUUUUGAAGCAGAAGAACGAGCCACUGUUAACUCAGCAACAACAGCAACAGCAACAACAACAGCAGCCAUUUAAUAUAGGAACGCCUGUUUCGGUGGCUAGUUUGCCGCCCGGACUGAACGUUCUGCAGCAACAACAACAGCAGCAACAACAACAGCAGCAACAGCAGCAGGGAGUGGGACUCAAUCGUCCCUUGGCUUCCCAGCUACCCAAGCAUUUAACCAACCAAAGUAUGCCACCGAUCUUUUUACCACCCCCAAAUUAUCUUUUCGUUCGCGAUGUCUGGAAGUCCAACCUUUACAGUGAAUUCGCCGUUAUAAGACAACUGGUCUCGCAGUAUAAUCAUGUGUCAAUCAGUACUGAGUUUGUGGGGACUUUGGCUAGGCCGAUCGGCACUUUCAGGUCGAAGGUCGAUUACCACUAUCAGACAAUGAGGGCCAACGUAGACUUCUUAAACCCAAUACAACUUGGUCUUUCCUUGAGUGACGCCAACGGCAAUAAGCCUGACAACGGUCCCUCAACGUGGCAGUUCAAUUUUGAAUUUGACCCAAAGAAGGAAAUCAUGUCCACAGAAUCGUUAGAAUUACUCAGAAAAUCAGGUAUCAACUUCGAAAAACACGAAAAUUUAGGCAUCGAUGUAUUUGAAUUUUCGCAGCUUCUAAUGGACUCUGGUUUAAUGAUGGAUGAUUCUGUUACUUGGAUCACAUACCAUGCGGCAUAUGAUCUAGGUUUCCUGAUCAACAUUCUAAUGAAUGACUCCAUGCCCAACAACAAGGAGGAUUUCGAGUGGUGGGUCCAUCAAUACAUGCCCAAUUUCUACGACUUAAACCUGGUGUAUAAAAUAAUCCAGGAGUUCAAGAACCCUCAAUUGCAACAAUCUUCACAACAGCAACAGCAGCAGCAAUAUUCACUAACCACACUUGCCGAUGAGUUAGGGCUACCAAGAUUCUCUAUAUUUACUACUACAGGCGGCCAGAGUCUAUUGAUGCUUCUAUCCUUCUGCCAAUUGAGCAAGCUGUCUAUGCAUAAGUUCCCAAACGGUACGGAUUUCGCCAAGUACCAAGGUGUCAUAUACGGUAUUGAUGGGGACCAAUGA